AUGGCGAUCAAGAAAGCUGUUGAUGGAGAUGAUCAAGAGAAGAAGAAGGGAUCAGAAGUACUACCGUAUUACAAGCUAUUCUCAUUUGCAGAUAGAUAUGAUAUUCUAAUGAUGUUCAUAGGUACAGUUUCUUCUGUCGUGAGUGGUUUGGGGUUGCCGCUCUUAGUUCCAAUGCUUGGACAAGUUGUCGACUCCAUCGGAAGAUUUGAAAAUUCAAAUUUGGUUAACAAGAUUGCAUUGAAGACGGUUUAUUUGGGGAUUGCGGUCGGCAUUGCCACCUUUAUGCAGAUGUCUUGCUGGAUUGUGACAGGAGAGCGACAAGCAAAUCGAAUUCGGGUUGCAUAUCUACAAGCUGUGCUGAAGCAAGAUAUUACAUUCUUUGACCUGAAAACCACAACAGGGGAAGUCAUUAUUGGCUUAACUUGUGACACUAACAUUAUUCAGGAUGCCAUUGGUGAAAAGGUUGGGAAGUUCAUACAGCUCGUAACGACUUUUUUGGUUUCAUAUGCCAUUGCGUUUGGAAAAGGUUGGUCCCUCGCCCUUUUAGUGUUAUCAUGCGCUCCUCCCCUUGCAAUUACUAGUAUCUUCGUGGCGAAGUACGUGUCGAAAGUUUCUUACCAAGGACAAGCAGCAAAUGCUGAGGCUGCAGAAGUAGUCGGACAAACAGUGGGAGCUAUUCGAACGGUAGCAUCUUUCACUGGAGAAAAGGAAGCUGUAAAUAAGUAUAACAAAAUACUUCCAAAAACAUAUACCUUCAUGACAAAGCAAGCAUUUGCCUCUGGCCUAGGAUUUGGUGCUGCACUUGGAGUUUUGUACAGUUUUUACGGGCUAGCAAUGUGGUAUGGCUCUAAGUUGAUCACUGAGAAAGGCUUCCAUGGCGGGAAUAUCACCAACAUUAUAUUCUCUCUUGGAAUUGGCGGAAUUGCACUAUGCCAAGCAUUUCCAUGCUUGAGUGUAUUUAUAGCCGGAAAAACUGUGAGCUAUAAGAUGUUUAAAGUAAUAAAACGAAAGCCUUUGAUCGAUAUCUCAGAGAAGAAAGGAAUUGUAUUAGAAAACGUCAACGGUGAUAUAAAUUUGAAAGAUAUCUACUUCAGUUACCCGACAAGACCUGAGGUUCAGGUACUAUCAGGUUUCUCAUUAUGCGUUCCUAGUGGAACUACUGCAGCUUUGGUUGGACAAAGUGGAAGUGGAAAGUCUACUGUGAUUAGUCUAGUAGAGAGAUUUUAUGAUCCCCAAGCCGGUGAAGUACUUAUUGACGGUGUUAACUUGAAGGAACUACAACUUAAGUGGGUUAGAGAGAAUGUUGUUGGACUAGUAAGCCAGGAACCAACAUUGUUUGCAACCACAAUAAAAGAAAACAUUAUGUAUGGAAAGAAAAAUGCAACUGAAGAAGAAAUAUAUCGGGCAGUCAAGCUCGCCAAUGCUGCAAAUUUCAUUGACGAGUUGCCUCUGGGGAUUGAAACAAUGAUAAGCGGCAUUCAGCUAUCUGGCGGGCAAAAACAAAGGAUUGCAAUUGCAAGGGCCAUAUUGAAGAACCCAAAGAUCCUACUUCUUGAUGAAGCCACGAGUGCGUUGGAUGUUAAGUCUGAGAAAAUAGUGAAAGAUGCUUUAGAGCGUAUAAUGUUGAAUCGAACAACUAUCGUUGUUGCCCAUCGGUUAACAACCAUUAAAGAUGCCAAAAUUAUUAAUGUGGUACAUCAAGGAAAAAUUGUGGAGCAAGGAACUCACACGGAAUUAAUCAUGAAUCAAAAUGGAGUAUACUCUCAGCUCAUUCGUCUUCAAGAGGAUGCUACAAACAGUGAUUAUGUGCCAUCUUCAGAUGAUAUUUAUGUCGAUACUCCAGUACUUCAUGACGGAGUAGUUGAUAUAAAACACAAGAAAAUAGACAUUGAUAUAGUUAACAAACAAGAUCGACUAACGCAACACAAGGCUUGUCUUAAACUAUUAGCUUACUCGAACAAGGCAGAAGUGGUAAUUUUAAUGUUAGGACUGGUUGCUUCGGGGAUAAAAGGUCUAAUGCCUCCUAUCCUUGGAUUCUUACUCUCGAGAAUAAUUAGGAUUUUCUAUGAAGAACCAAAUGAGCUUCUCAGAGAUGCAAAGAUAUGGUCCUUGAUGUUUGUAGCACUUGGCUGUAUUGGUUUAAUUUUUAUACCUAUGCAGCAGUACUUUUUAGGGGUUGCAGGUGGUAAACUAGUCCAACGGAUUAGAUCCUUGUGUUUCGAAAAAAUUGUGCACCAAGAAAUGAGUUGGUUUGAUGACCACACAAAUUCAAGUGGUGCAUUGGGGACAUGGUUAUCUACGGAUUCAUUGAGGGUUCAGACUCUUGUUGGAGAUUACUUGUCCUUAUGGGUUCAGAACAUAUCGACAACAACUGUAGCACUUCUCAUGGCUUUUAUAUCUAGUUGGCAAUAUACACUUGUGCUUAUUAUGUUGUUGCCUCUAUUUUCGUUAGAAGGAUAUGCACAAAUGAAGUUUACAGAAAGUUCAAGUGAAGAUGGCGAAAAGGUGAAGUAUGAAGAAGCAAAUCAAGUUGCAUUUGGUGCUGUGGGAGGUAUCAGAACGGUUGCAUCUUUUAACGCGGAAGAAAAGGUUGCUAAUCUUUACAAAAUUAAAUGCACGAAUUCCAGGAGACAAGAAAACCGCCGAGGAUUGAUAACUGGAGUUGGAUUUGGCUUUGCUGUAUUUCUAAUCUACGCUGGUGCUGCUAUUUGUUUUUAUGCCGGCAACCAUUUUGUGAGAGAUGGAAAGACGACUUUUGAAGAAAUGUUUAGGGUUAUCUUGGUGUUGUUUAUUUCAGUGGUGGAUAGUUCAACAAAUGCCAUGGCUCCUGAUUUCAACAAAGCUAGGGAAUCUGCUGCUUCUAUUUUUAAAAUUCUAAGUAGCAAACCUAAGAUUGAUUCCAGCAGCAAUACAGGUUUAACACUAGCUAAUGUGGAAGGCGAUAUUGAUUUUCGCAAUGUCAGCUUCAAUUACCCAUCGCGCUCUUCUGUACCUAUCUUGAAAGAUUUCUGCCUAAACAUCCCAUCUGGAAAGAUAGUUGCACUUGUUGGGGAGAGUGGGUGUGGUAAAUCAACAGUUAUCAGUCUACUACAAAGACUUUACGAUGUCGAUUCUGGGUGUAUAUUAUUGGAUGGAGUGGAAAUUCAAAAGUUCAAGAUUAGUUGGUUGAGGCAACAAAUGGGAUUAGUAAGUCAAGAACCUAUACUAUUUAACGACACAAUUAAAGCUAAUAUUGCAUAUGGUAAACAAGGAAUAACUUCCGAAGAGGAGAUCCUGGCAGCCACAAAGGCCUCAAAUGCGCAUAAUUUCAUAUCAGCAUUGCCAGAGGGAUACGAUACUUUAGUUGGGGAGAAAGGAAUUCAGUUAUCCGGUGGCCAGAAACAACGUAUUGCUAUAGCAAGAGCAAUACUGAAAGAUCCUAAGAUCCUUCUACUCGACGAGGCAACAAGUGCACUAGACGCGGAAUCAGAACAUAUAGUACAAGAAGCAUUUGAAAAAGUAAUGAAAAACAGGACAACAGUUGUCGUAGCUCAUCGUUUAUCUAGUGUUAAAGGAGCAAAUAUAAUUGCAGUGGUCAAAGAUGGUAUGGUCGUUGAACAAGGAAGUUCUGAAGUACUUUUGAACAUGAGAGAUGGAGCUUAUGCAUCACUUCAUAACUUGAAUUUAUCAACAAUGUAACUACACUCUUGUCCAAAA
This is a messenger RNA of Papaver somniferum (opium poppy), 3696 nucleotides long. RefSeq names its product ABC transporter B family member 9-like. Gene Ontology annotation, molecular function: ATP binding; ABC-type transporter activity; ATP hydrolysis activity. The transcript has 12 exons. Bases 1 to 3678 code for a protein of 1225 amino acids. Gene Ontology annotation, biological process: transmembrane transport. Gene Ontology annotation, cellular component: membrane. The record is from RefSeq and is a predicted model, not a curated record. Lineage: Eukaryota; Viridiplantae; Streptophyta; Magnoliopsida; Ranunculales; Papaveraceae.